UGACGCGCGGGGAACUCCUCCCCCUUGCCCAGGAAGUGCCGCGGAGCAUAUGAGCGCGCCUGGCUUACGUCUUGCUUCCCGGCCGCCGCGCGCGCACCUGUCGCGCGCCGCGCCGAGUGGGCCAUGGGGGGCUCCCUUGCCCCCAACGGCUCGGUGGCUGUCACGCCCAAGCUGGACCCCCGGCGGAACGGCGGCGCUUCCUCCUCCGCCUCCACGGUGAGGUCCGGGCUGGACUACCGCGGCUGCAAGAACGGGGCCCUGAUGGACAGCUUCGGCAUCUUCCUGCAGGGGCUCCUGGGGGUUGUGGCCUUCAGCCUCCUCAUGUUGAAACGCUUCAGAGAACCAAAGCAUGAAAGACGUCCUUGGAGAAUUUGGUUUUUGGAUACUUCCAAACAAGCCAUAGGGAUGAUGUUCAUCCAUUUUGCCAAUGUAUAUUUAUCAGAUCUUACUGAAGAGGAUCCCUGUUCACUAUACCUUAUCAAUUUUCUGCUAGAUGCCACCUUAGGAAUGCUGGUAAUUUACGCUGGUGUCCGAGCAGUAAGCAGUGUUGUUGAACGGCAGCAGUGGGAAUCUCUUCGUUUUGGUGAAUAUGGGGACCCAUUGCAAUGCCGUGCUUGGGUAGGCCAGUGUGCAUUGUACAUAAUUAUCAUGAUGUUUGAGAAAACGAUCAUAAUUAUAGUGCUCCUAAUACCUCAGUGGAAAGAGAUAGCUUUGUUGAAUCCUAUAGAAAAUCCUCAAUUGGAGUUGGCUAUUGUGAUGCUGAUAGUCCCCUUCUUUGUAAAUGCAUUAAUGUUUUGGGUUGUUGAUAACUUCCUUAUGAAGAAAGGAAAGACAAAAGCUAAACUUGAAGAAAAAGAAUCAAAUCAAGAUUCAAGAAAUGGGAGCAAAAUCCGAUACAGGAGAGCAGCAUCACAUGAGGAAUCGGAGUCAGAGAUUCUGAUUUCAGCAGAUGAUGAAAUGGAGGAAUCUGAUGUGGAAGAGGAUCUUAGGAGACUGACUAAUUUAAAGUCUGUUAAGAAAAAGAAGCAUCGUUUUGGUCUGCCUGUAUGACAGGCUCUGCGGGUCAGGUUAAUGAGGGAUCUGUCCGCCUCAGUGGAUUUUCACUUGGCCACAGGAUGCUUGCUGCCUCAAGACUGUGAAACAAAGGAAACACAGACCAUUGGAAACACUUACCAGUUCAGUUGCACUAUGGAAAAUAUGCAAAAAUUUCUUCUCAACAUUGUUCACAAAUUCUUGUCACUACAGUGAUUUGGAUGGAUGGGAACCUUCAGAACAUAGGCAAAGAAUGCCAUCAUUUCACUGUGAUUCCUCAAUGACACUCUGAAAGUAACAGGAGGAUUGACAACUUUGAAACAGUAUGUUUUAUCACACAAAAAAAGAUGUUUGCAGCAGACUGCUGAAGCAGAAUAGUUUUACAGCUACAGAUGAAUGGUACCUAUGGAACUAAUGGGCUGCAAAAGUUUUUUUUUUCUUUUCAGAUCUAUUCUAACCUGUUUAAACUUUUAUAUUUAAGUUAUAUUUUCAUACUGGGAUAUUUAAGGAUUCUCUUUGUCAAAGAAAUUAUGCUAUUACUUAGUGUGUGUGGCUUAAAAGGUCAGAUGUGCAACAAAAAUGGUUUUCCAUUGUCUAUAUCAUAUAAAGAAGGAUAGUGCAGGGACAAAGGGAAGUGGCAGCUGAUUGCUUUCUAGAAUGAGUUGGCCUUGCUCUGAAGAGAACCUGAAGCCCCCUCGAACAAUGAAGUGGCAGCAGUGAUCAUUUUCAAAACAGGGCUGUUGUUCUGUGUGUAUGCUGAGCACUUUAGUGGAAAAGCAACAAAUACAGGGUUUUCUUCUGUAUAUCAACUAAACACUUAAAGCUAUUUGGAUAAUAAUGGUUUCUUCAGUAUUUGCAAAUCCUUUGAUCUCACAACAAAACUAUCCCAAAGCUUCAGUAAACAUUCCUUGUCUGGAAAAGCUAAUGUGGCACAGAUAAGAGCAUUUUGCUUCUUGUCAGUACAGUUCAGCUGGCUGCUAGAGAGUCCAUGAAUUGCUAUGACUUCUUCUCCAUUUUUCUUUUCUUUUUCUUUUUGUUAAGUCUCAUUUCAGAUGGAUAGGCCAGAAUCAAAGCAUAGCAUAAUGAAUGUGGUGAUUAAUGUUAAUGUCAUGGCUACCCUAGGGUUACUGGGAAGUGUCUCUGUUGAUGAAAUACUUGUAUGCCUGUUGUUAAUUGGGAUGCAUGAUAGUCCGAUUCAUUACUACUUGCAGUGCCUAUUGGUUUGGUAGGGCAGAGGAAACAGUAGCCAAUGGUAAGUAGAGCCAGCUUAUUCUGGUUUUGGCCUCAUCCUCGUCUCUUGUGAUGGCACUAAAAAUAUUCAGUAGUGCACAGCAGUGUAAUUCCUUAAUAUUGACAUGAAAAGAUUAAUAAUCUUUUAUAAGACAAUGGGACAUUGGUGUAUUAAUGUACUUGGUUCUCUGAUGAUUUCUUCAAUCUAUUACUUUUUUCAACCAUUCCACUGAGUAUCUAUUCCAGAAAAAGCUUAGGGAUAGAGUUGUGCUGCCUAUAUGCAGAGAGAAGGAUAACUUGAGUGAUCAUCUUGAUAUGUUUCCUUAGUUUUUAAAUGCAGGUUAAUGGCUUUUCCUCCGGUGUGCUCUGCUCUGUUCUGCUUUGCUCUGUUCUAAAAUGGGCAACAACAAGUAGACUGGCAUAUAGAUCUUUAUCUGUCUUGGCAGUAAAAGUAUUUAAACUAUUAUGAGCCUUUAACAGCAGAUGAGUAUGUAUGCUACAUUUUAGAAGCUCAUACUUAAAACUAUUUUUGGAAAUUUGCUGUAUCUCUGGGAAUGAGAGAAGCAGUGUUAAGCAUAAUGAACACAAAUUGUAGAUCUAGGGUCCUGAAAUAUUUGUAACUGCUGUCUUGUUAAGAAUGGUCCCAGAGAUUUCCUUCUAAUUUUUGUACUGACAACUUUCCACUAUGUCAGUUUUAUCCUUCCACAUAUUUAUUUUCUGUCCCAAAUACACAAAAGCCUGAACCAAGGGCUUUAAAAAGUUGUCAAAACUUCUUUCUUCCCUUAUUUACUGUAUAAUUAUUUAAAAAAAAAAAGCAGACUAGUGCUGUGCCAAAACCUGCCUUACAGUUUCUUAAAUAUUUUUUUUCUGUCAUAUUGUCAGGGUAUUUGAGAAUUACUUCUCUUGAUAGUGUUUUUGUUGGAGGUGGGAAAAGCAACUACUGCUGUUUUCUGUGACACACUUUUCUAUCAUUCAUAAGCUUCCCUGGCUACUUACCCUUCCCAAUUUGAAAAAAACAAAAGUGAGGCUGAAAAUUGUUAGGAGAUUGUUAUAUAGUUCAAGAUGAGAGGUUCAAAUACUCAGCCACCACAUCAAAAAUAAUGUAAGAACACUAUACCACAUCUCUUAGAAUCUCUCUGAAAUUGCUUUUUGGAAUAAUUUUCUAAAUUCUUGUUCAAUUACCAACUGAAAUAAAAUUGUAGGAUUUUUUUUUUUUUGAAUGAUCGACAUAAACACUGCCUGCCAAACCCUUAGAUAUCUGUUCACAUUGUAAGCAUGCAGACUUUCACUGAAAAGUUUAAGUACUUGAUAUCUUCUUCCCUAAUCCUAUUCCCUCCAAAGACAAAUCAACGUUUCCUCCACUUGCACCCCUGAACUCCAGAAGUAUUUCUCCUCAAUAACUGUUAUAACAGGACCCUUCCAAGAAGAAAGGAACUGCUUCUGGAAUAACAAUCUAAACAAAAUUACACUGUACAUGCUUCUGCGGUUAGUCUGGAUUAAAUUACACUUACUCUGCCCUGGCACUAGCAUGUACUUGAAGACGCUAUUUGCAGCCAUUCUGAUGAAGAUAAGAGAUAAGAUAACCUUUAUUGUCAUUUUUUACUGUGAGUACAUUGAUCCAUAUUAAAAAUAAAAUUCUGUUGCCUGCUCUCAAAAGAAAGUAUAUAUGUACCCAUACCCAUACAUAACACAGAUAUGCUAUAUGCUAUAUAUGUAUACAUAUAUACAUACACGUACAUAUAUACAUUACAUAUUAAUCACUGUCCAAUUUUAAUACAUAGCAGAAAGAGGUAACUUGAGAAUUGACUGGUCAAUAGGUUUUAUAUGCUUCCGUCUUUUCUCCCUGCCUCUUCUUUUCAAAUUUAUUAAAUUUCUAGGUUGCCCAACUCUUGAAUGAAUCUGGGCAGCUUUCCUAUUUUUAAAAAAAUAUAUAUACUAAAAAGAUUUGUGAGGUGAGAGAAAAACAACACUCAAAGAAAACAUAAAUUUCUUCCCCAUCAUCCCUCAUUUAGCCUGGGGGAUACUAAAUCAAGGCCUGGGAACAGUUAAAUGUUUAAGGACCUUCCUAAGGUUGGGGGGGAACAUACUACUUCCUACUGCAUAUCUCGAAAAGAGGUUUUCUUUCUCCCCUCUUCCCCCACCCUUGUAAGUUGCUUCCUGAACUCUACAAAUCCAAUGCCAAGAUGCUUGUUGAGGAGCAAGAUGGCUAAUCUUUAUAGGUAGUGGGGUGGGCAGGCCUGUCUGGGGGCAGAUAACCAAGAUACAGAAGUGCCUCAAGAGCCUUCAGGGGCCAGCUUCCAUUGAUUGUUUUCCAUGCUCAUUUCAAUUAAAUAGCAAAAGAUAUAAAACAGGAUAAAAAACAAACAUAUAAUACAUACACAGAGAGAAAGAGAGAGAGAGACUAUAUUUUGAGCCUUAAGCAUAUUCAUUGAUAGGUGCGCAGAUCUUUUCCAAAGCAUUUUCUAUAAUUUUCUAUGAAUACUUUGUUUGGGAGAGAAUAAGCUAAAGAGGAUCCUAGUUUUCAAACAGGUCAUUGGGCUUAGGAGGCAAAAGUGGAUUCUGCUGUUUUGAGUGGGGUUUUCUCCUGUUUUUGAUUGGUGGUAAUUCUAAGAUGAAGAAGAAAGUGUUGUCUUAUUCUACAUUCUUCCAGUACAUUCCUUUUUGUGUUUAGAUUUAUUUAUUUAUUUGAGUAUAACACUAAAAAAAAGCUCCUAUAAAGAAAUAGGGCAGUGCCCUUGAUUAAUAUUGCUUCCUACCAUGCUGGUUUUAUGUUUUUACUAUAUAAUUCUAAUACUAUGAAUCACUGUUUAUCAACCAUGAUAUCUAAAGAGGUUUUGUUUUACCAAUUCAUUAAGUAGAUAGCAGCAUAGUCCUCAAACUGUAUGACAGAAUGAAAACUCAGAAAAAUGGAUUUUUUUAAAGAGAUAAUGAAACAAUGCCAAACAACUGUUAUUUUCUGUUUGCCUUAUGAAUAUUAAUAGUGUGUGUCGAAAUGCAAAAACUUUGUUCAUUUUAUCCAGUGACUUCUAUUUUGUACAGACUGCUUUUAACAGUUGGGAUAGGUGUGUCGCUGCCGCGGGGGGGGGGUGUUCUAAAAACACCAAACCCAAAGCCUUAAAUGUGUUUAAACAGUCCACCGUUAAACAGAGUUCACAUUUACUGUUUUGUGUUGAAUGGCAUUGCCCAGCAGCCUGAUCUGAAGCUCAAAAGAAGAAAUAAUGUUCUUCUUACGUUUGAUUCUGUCAAUGCUUUUUUAAAAAAAAUAAUGUUAAUCUCUUUCUAACGAGUCUGAGAUUUAGGUCUUUCUACACUUAGAAAUUUGUAAUGGAAUGUUGAAUUUGCUGGAGAAAAAUGUAAGCCUUCCCAUUUCCAAAUGGCUAAGAAACAGAAAUGAAAUGAUCAAGAUUAACAUCCCUCAUAAAAUCAAGACUUUAGAUAUCUAACAUAAUUGUUUUAGAAAUCCUGCGGUCAUUAAUGCAGCCUUCAUUUUUUUGAUUUCAGUGUUUUAAUGUCUCCCCAACUACCCUUAAGGAAAAAGUAAAACGUUCUGUACAAAUGUUGCUGGUGAAACGUGCGCUAAGUUUCUCUUCAGGGAAAAGACCUCAAACUCGUUGAAUUGUGAACCAAACUAAAACAAUGCAAAAUGUCCCAGAGCCACUCCUUCACAAGCAGGUGCUUACUUAGGUUUCCUAUUAAGCCUUGCUGGAAAAGAAGGGGGCAGGGCCAGAUUGUGCAGCCUUACAUUUUCUUUUUCCACAAGGUGGGUCUUUGUGCUUUUUGUGCAUAGCAGAUUGCAGAUUGUAGCUUCCAUAUGAAAAGGGUGAUAAUGGCGAGCACACAGAUUCAGCCACAUUGGAUUAUAGGAGACUUUCAAUGCAUCAAAACUGUUGAUGUUCAGUAAAUGAUGGGGAAAUUAUGGUUUUAGAUAUAUAAACAUCUUGAAUCGUUUCUUUUUUUUUUUUUAACUUAAAGGGGCAUUCCAAAUUGAUGUGUCCAUAAAUGGGAAAACUUGGGAGAAUGAAACUUGGAAGCCAAGAGAUGUUCCCCACUGGAAGAAGGGGUCAGAACACUGAUUUUACCAGUUCUACUUUUCUCCAAGGCUGUCUCCUGUGUUGUCCCAUGAAACAACUUUUUAGAAAGCACAAGGCAGAAGGAGUGAGAAUAAGGACUGGAUCCAGCCUUUGCUAAUUAAUACACAAUGUAGUUUUGGGACUCAAAACAAAACUGAAUGUUAGUCCUACAGCAUUAAAAGGGAAACCAUAAGGCCCACCAGAUCAUAAUUUUACUGUUGGUAUUUUAUGAAAAUGGAAAUCAUAUGUGUUGUACCUAAGUUAUGGUUUACAAUAAAAUCUGAUUUGAUACAAA
Messenger RNA from Crotalus tigris (Tiger rattlesnake), 6627 nucleotides. Its product is annotated as store-operated calcium entry regulator STIMATE-like. Gene Ontology annotation, molecular function: calcium channel regulator activity. The transcript has 8 exons. The record is from RefSeq and is a predicted model, not a curated record. Lineage: Eukaryota; Metazoa; Chordata; Lepidosauria; Squamata; Viperidae. Gene Ontology annotation, cellular component: membrane; cortical endoplasmic reticulum. The coding region runs from base 124 to 1050 and encodes 308 amino acids. Gene Ontology annotation, biological process: activation of store-operated calcium channel activity.